Messenger RNA from Ostreococcus tauri, 1326 nucleotides. RefSeq names its product Pseudouridine synthase, RluC/RluD, conserved site. Gene Ontology annotation, biological process: pseudouridine synthesis. NCBI's taxonomy places the organism in Eukaryota, Viridiplantae, Chlorophyta, Mamiellophyceae, Mamiellales, Bathycoccaceae. The transcript has a single exon. The coding region runs from base 1 to 1326 and encodes 441 amino acids. The record is from RefSeq and is a predicted model, not a curated record. Gene Ontology annotation, molecular function: pseudouridine synthase activity; RNA binding.
AUGUCCGAGGCGAAGCGAGCGAAGCGCGCGACGGCGGACGCGGAUGCGACGACGAGGACGAGGAGGACGCGCGAGCGAUCGCGACGGGUCGGGAACGAUCGAGAGCAUAACGCGUUCGACGCGGUGCUCGAGGCGAACGAUCUGUUCGCGCAUCCACCGGACGCCGAGAGAGAUUGGCUCGUGGACGCGACGGUGGGAAUCAGGACGUGCGCGCCGUACGACUUUGAUUUCGUGUGCGGGGUCAAGGCGAGAUGGGCGGGCGAGAGAUUGUGCGAGAUGUUCGCUCGAGAGUUCCCGAUGCGACCGAUCGAGUACUAUCGCGAGGCGUACAGGUCGGGAAGGUUGCGGUUGGAGGAGAACGGGCGCGCCGCCGCUUCGAGCGACGGCCAGAAUCGAGAAACGCACGAGGACGGACCCAUCCUAGUGGGUGGGCAGCGCGUGAGACAUUUUAUACAUCGACACGAACCGCCGACGAUUGCGGAAGACGUGCGCGUUCUGAGCGUCACCGACGACGUUGUGGCGGUGUGUAAACCGGCGACGAUGCCGGUGCAUCCGACUGGACAGUACAGGCGCAACACAGUGCUCGCACUUUUGGCGUCGACGAGAAGAGAUUUGGGGCGCUUAUUUCCCAUUCAUAGAUUGGAUAAGAAUGUUUCCGGUCUGCUCCUGCUCGCGCGAUCGUCGAAGGCGGCGAAUGCGAUGAGGCAGAAGAUGGAGGCGAGAGAGAUGCGCAAAGAAUACGUCGCGCGAGUGAAAGGUUCGUUCAACGCGAGUGAUCCGACGCCGGUGACGAUUGACGAGGCGUUGGGAUUCGAUGCAAAGAAUCGUGUUGCACUAUGGCGAGAAAAACCAGGCACUAGGGAUUUGGAUGAACGCGCGCUGAAGUCUUUCAAGGCUGCGUCGACCAAGUUUGUAUGGCUUCAAGAUUUGCCGGAUGGAACGUCGCUCGUUCAAUGCGAGCCGUUCACCGGACGUUCACAUCAAAUACGUGCGCAUCUGGCCAUCGCAGGGUACGCAAUUGCUAAUGAUGUUGCAUACGGCGGUGAGCUCCUGGAGAGCGCGCGCGCGCGUGCGAUUCAGUAUGCGUGCGAUGUCUUGGUGCUUAGCGAAGAGCGCACGCUUGCGCGGGACGAGUCGCUUGCCAUAGACUACUCGGUGCCACGAGAAAGUCGUGAGAAGAACACAGCUCCGUGUCCGCAUUGCCCUAGAGUCGUUCACGCCGGUGACUUAGCGAUCGAUCUCGAAGCCAUAUGGUUACACUGUGUGCGAUAUAGUGGCGAAGGGUGGGAGUUUGAGUGUCCACAGCCAGACUGGGCAUCGCCUUGA